GGACGAGUCGAGGAGAAAUAUUACGCCCGUGCUCAGAUCCUUGAGAAACAGGGCUCGUGCUGUUCGGUCGCGUCGUCAGCCAGCGAAACUCUCACCGCCACUGCAGAUAUCUCGCAAUUCAGACGGUCUGUGCCACAAAGCCAAAUAGGCACAUUGAGGCCACGUGGACGGGGAUCACCUCCGUACAACCGGCGUCGCCUAUUUCCGCUCCCCGUCCUUGUCCUUAACUGAUAAGCUCCUCCGUGAUGCCCAUCAACCCCAUAAAGAUACAUGCAGCAACUGUGUACGAAUAAACCCGCUCCUCUUCUCGCUGUGCAAAGCUAUUCACCCCCUAACGGUCUCCCCCUCUUCAACUCCUCCUCUAGCCCCUCCUCUCCAACGCAGACCAGUCUCAUCACAUCGCACGCCGCUUGCUUUACCCGGCACAGAGAACGCACGGCUGCGUCCCCAUCUUCGCAUCAUCCAAUUCCUCCGACCGCCACUUCUCACACCCUACGUAAAGAUUGCGCUAGUUCUAUGCGGUGCGCGUGGGCCGCACACCAGGGCUCUACAAAGACUCGAAGUCUGCUCAAGAGCAGAUCAUCAGCGCGCCCAGCGCUUAGCUCAGGCGUUCAAGUGCGAAGCAGAAGCAAACGGCCGUGCAGCCGAACAGAGUUGCUGAUCAGCCGUCUUACUUAAGCGCAUCGGCUGCAGCUCCAAGCGAUGCCAAGGCUUUGUGCAUGGUUCGGAGGACUCUGGGACAGUUGAGACGCCUGUUUCGCCGGGUACGGGAGAGCCGCGCUCGCCACCGUACUGCGCGGAUGUGUUCUGUCG
Messenger RNA from Cutaneotrichosporon oleaginosum, 813 nucleotides. RefSeq lists its product as uncharacterized. The record is from RefSeq and is a predicted model, not a curated record. Lineage: Eukaryota; Fungi; Basidiomycota; Tremellomycetes; Trichosporonales; Trichosporonaceae.